UUUAGGAGAGCCCUUCUGGGGGGUGUAGAGGGAGUCAAAAGGCACGGGUGUAGAACAUUACCAACCGACACUCAGCAACGGUGAGCUAGCGUGGACUGUAAUGGCUGGGUGUCUGCUCCGUGCCAGGCAAAGGUCUCCUGGAUGCUUGAGCAUGGACCCAGUUGCCACUCACAGCUGCCAUCUCCUGCAGCAGCUGCAUGAGCAGCGCAUCCAAGGCCUGCUUUGUGACUGCAUGUUGGUGGUGAAAGGUGUCUGCUUUAAGGCACACAAGAAUGUCCUCGCAGCGUUCAGCCAGUACUUUAGGAGCCUCUUCCAGAAUUCUUCAGGCCAGAAGAAUGAUGUUUUUCACUUGGACAUUAAAAAUGUCAGCGGCAUCGGGCAGAUCCUAGACUUCAUGUACACGUCUCACCUGGAUCUUAACCAGGACAAUGUACAAGUGAUGCUGGACAUAGCACAGUGUUUGCAAGUUCACAACGUCCUGAGUCUGUGUCACACAUUUUUAAAAUCGGCCCCUGGGGAGCAGCCGCCUGGCAUGCCCUGUAACAGUGCGUUCUCCCUGCAGAGCGCGCUGGCUCCUGACACCAGCUGUGCCAUCACUGAAAGCUACUCUCCUCACCUGCUGCCGGAGUGUCCGGCAGAUACUCAGCACAGCAAGGUCUUGGACGAGCCGCACUCUCAGGCUCCACCAUCAGUUCAUCUCCAUCACCCUGCAGGCGAAAUAUCAAAACAAGCCCCUGAUUCCUUAGACAGCAGCUGCACUGAACUGCCGUUCAAACCGCCAAAUCACUACUACAAACACAGAAACCUGUACAGUAAGCAGUACUAUAAACAAGCUACUUGCCCCAGUCAGGAGAGAACAGCCGAGCAGCCUUUCACCAUCAGCCCGUCUGCAGACCUCACUGCCAUGGAAAGCCAGCCCUGUGCUGUCAGUCAUUCCGAAUGCGCCCUGCCAUCCCCGGAGCACCUACCUCCCAACUUCCUGGCCCAGCCUCUCAGUGAACCUGCCCCGGACCCUGAGUCAGACAGCGCGUGCCAACCACCUACCAAACAGAUGAGGCUCAAAAAGGCCAUUCACCUUAAGAAGCUCAAUUUCCUGAAGUCACAGAAAUCUGCAGAGCAAACUUCUGAACCCCCAUCAGAUGUGGGUUUAACCAAGGGGAUAGACUCUGCUAGUGAAGACACUACAGAGAGAGCUAGCAGUCAAAGUGCCGAAGAGAAAGAAAGGGAAGCACCCGUCAGUUCCGAGGGUUUUCACUGCGUGACUGACACCGAGAGGCCCGAAGCACUGGAGGCUCCGGAGGACCAGUCCCAGCUGCUCCAACCCCAGAGGCAGUACGCGUGUGAACUGUGUGGGAAACCUUUCAAACACCCGAGCAACCUGGAGCUCCACAGACGGUCUCAUACAGGUGAGAAACCUUUUGAAUGUAACAUUUGUGGGAAACAUUUCUCUCAGGCAGGUAACCUGCAGACCCACUUGCGUCGGCACUCUGGGGAAAAGCCGUACAUCUGCGAAGUCUGUGGAAAGAGGUUUGCGGCCUCCGGGGACGUCCAGCGUCACAUUGUUAUUCACUCGGGAGAGAAGCCGCACCUGUGUGACGUCUGUGGCCGAGGGUUCAGUAACUUCAGUAAUUUGAAAGAGCACAAGAAGACGCACACGGCCGAUAAAGUGUUCACCUGCGACGAGUGCGGGAAGUCUUUCAACAUGCAGAGGAAGUUGGUGAAGCACCGGAUUCGGCACACGGGGGAGCGGCCCUACAGCUGUGCGGCCUGCGGGAAAUGUUUCGGGGGGUCCGGUGACCUCCGCAGGCACGUCCGCACUCAUACCGGGGAGAAGCCAUACACAUGUGAGAUCUGUGACAAGUGCUUCACGCGCUCGGCCGUGCUGCGGCGGCACCUGAGGAUGCACUGCCGGGCUGACGGCGAGAGCCCCGAUGCGCUGCGGGAGCUCGCACAUGCCGUCGAGGCCUCGGACCUGGACGGGGCCCCCGGCUCGGACUCCUUUUCCCAGGAUGUGGCGGUGACUCUGAUGCCCACGUCUACAAAGCUCCCUGUCCCGCCAGCGGAAGAGUCCGGGACAGAAUUUGACGGCCACUCUGCCGGCUCCUUCUGUAAGUUCCGGUCCAGCACGCAGCCUCACGGAGGCAGCUGCCCGGAGAAGCUUGGUGCAGAUCCUGGCAAACUCGCCAAGGCCCCUGGACAGCACGCGCAGCACCCAGCCUUCGCUUACUCAGCCUCGGACGCUGCCUCCAGCGAUGGGCCGCUGCCGGCCGACGGCAUGGCCGCCAUCCGCUCGUCUCUGGCCACUCUGGACAAUCACUGCGGCGACCCCCUGGGCAGCCGGGCAGCAGGCGCGGCCUACAGGAGCUCGGAAGGCCCCUUCUUCUCCAGCAUGACCCUCUGGGGGCUGGCGAUGAAGACGCUGCAGAACGAGAAUGAGCUGGACCAGUGACGCCCACACUGCCCCUCCCGGCGGAGGCGUCUUCCAGGGUCAGCAGCCCGAGUCCUGGAGACGGCACUCCCCACGACGCCCUCUCUCCAGCCCGGCGCGGUGGGACGUGUCCCUUCUGGUGGCUGGUAACUGGAAGCCUCGUGAGCUCAGGCUUGGGGAGGAAAGGCCUGUGGGCUCACCGUGGACGCAGACGCCUCACAGAGCCACAGGCCGGGGAACCUUCGCUGCCUGGCUGGCAUGAUGGAGUGUGGACUGUGGGGCAACUACUGUGCGUUGUGGGUGUGCUAAGGGGAAAAGAUAUAUAUAUUUUUGCAUUUUCACAUGCUUGAAAUUUGUAGCAUUUUGUAUUUUUAUUUACACAGAUUUUAUUUGUAUAUGGAAGUCAUACUAUAAUUUAAUUUGAAUAAAUGAAACUUUCUAUGUAAUCUGUUUCCACCAGCAUUUUUAUUCAUCUUAAGGCCAUAGUAACGAAAUGAAGA
This is a messenger RNA of Miniopterus natalensis, 2928 nucleotides long. The record is from RefSeq and is a predicted model, not a curated record. Lineage: Eukaryota; Metazoa; Chordata; Mammalia; Chiroptera; Miniopteridae.